Odobenus rosmarus divergens (Pacific walrus) is the source of this 1923-nucleotide messenger RNA. RefSeq names its product protein capicua homolog (gene CIC). Gene Ontology annotation, cellular component: nucleus. Bases 1 to 1923 code for a protein of 640 amino acids. NCBI's taxonomy places the organism in Eukaryota, Metazoa, Chordata, Mammalia, Carnivora, Odobenidae. The transcript is spliced from 3 exons. Gene Ontology annotation, molecular function: RNA polymerase II transcription regulatory region sequence-specific DNA binding; DNA-binding transcription factor activity, RNA polymerase II-specific. Gene Ontology annotation, biological process: regulation of transcription by RNA polymerase II. The record is from RefSeq and is a predicted model, not a curated record.
AUGGGCCGGAGACGUGGACAAAAGAUGAAGCCAAUGAAGAAGGCAUGUGUCGGCCUCCCAGGUUCUGGCAGUGGUGGCAAGUCCCCACCAGCCACCCGGGCCAAGGCCCUGAGACGGCGAGGGGCUGGGGAGGGCGACAAGCCGGAGGAGGAAGACGAAAUGGUGCAGCAGCAGCCGCCGCCACCUCCGGGGCCAGAAGAGGCUGAGGAGGGUGAGGAGGAGGAGUCUGAGCGGGGCCCUGGGGCUGAGGGGCUGCCCCCGGAGCUGCCCCCUGAGGACCCGGCGGCCCCAGGCCCUGCUGAGGACCCCAAGGUGGAGGGGGAGGCGAGCCGCUGGGAGCCGUCACUCAGCCGUAAGACGGCCACGUUCAAGUCUCGAGCGCCCAAGAAGAAGUAUGUGGAGGAGCAUGGAGCUGGCAGCGGUAGCAGUGGGCCGGCCGGGGCCCCUGAAGAGCGGGCACGGACCCCUGAGGAGGCCGGCGCCCUGGGUGUCCCUCCACGGCCACCCACCUCCACCCGUUCCUCUUCCACUGACACAGCCAGCGAGCACUCAGCCGACCUGGAGGAUGAGGCAGCCGAAGCUUGUGGGCCGGGCCCCUGGCCCCCAAGUGGCACCAGCGGCGGAUAUGACCUGCGGCAGCUGAGGUCCCAGCGGGUGCUGGCUCGGCGGGGAGACGGCCUCUUCCUGCCGGCCGUGGUGCGCCAGGUGCGCCGAAGCCAGGACCUGGGGGUACAGUUCCCCGGGGACCGGGCCCUGACGUUCUACGAGGGGGCACCCGGCGGCGGUGUCGAUGUGGUUUUGGACGCCACGCCACCGCCGGGUGCCCUGGCGGUGGGCACAGCUGUCUGUACCUGCGUGGAGCCCGGCGUGGCUGCCUACCGUGAGGGUGUGGUGGUGGAGGUGGCCACCAAGCCCGCUGCCUACAAGGUCCGCCUGAGUCCCGGCCCCAACUUGCAGCCGGGCCUGCCGGCCGCCCCACCACAGCCCCCACAGCUGCCACACCGUGAGCCCGAGGAGGCCGUGUGGGUGGCCCGCUCCAGCUUGCGCCUGCUGCGGCCCCCCUGGGAACCCGAGGCCCUGCCAAGGAAGCCCCCUGUGGGCCCCGAGGAGGAGCAGGCUGAGCCGGGGGGUGCCCUGCCCCCCUGCCCUGCUGCCCUGGACCCCAAGCAGCCUGAGGAUGCGGAGGUGUCGAAGAUCAGCUUUGGUGGCAACCUGGGGACUUGUGAGGAGGGCGAGGAGAAGCACCCGCCGGCCCUGGGCACCCCGGCCCUGCUCCCACUGCCCCCGCCCCAGCUCCUGUCUCCCCCGCCCAAGUCCCCAGCUUUCGCGGGCCCCGGCCGCCCUGGCGAGCAGCCGUCGCCCUGCCAGGAGGGGAGCCAGGCUGGCAGCCGGAGCAGCAGCGUGGCCUCUCUGGAGAAGGGGGCUGCGCCAGCCGCCCGGGCCCGCACGCCACUGACAGCCGCCCAGCAGAAGUAUAAGAAGGGGGACGUGGUCUGCACGCCCAACGGAAUCCGCAAGAAAUUCAAUGGCAAGCAGUGGCGCCGGCUGUGCUCCCGAGACGGCUGCAUGAAGGAGUCGCAGCGGCGGGGCUACUGCUCGCGCCACCUGUCCAUGCGAACCAAGGAGAUGGAGGGCCUGGCGGACAGUGGCCCUGGUGGGGCCGGGCGGCCGGCAGGCGUGGCGGCGCGUGAGGGCAGCACCGAGUUUGACUGGGGUGACGAAACAUCGCGGGACAGUGAGGCCAGCAGCGUGGCGGCCCGCGGGGACUCGCGCCCACGCCUGGUGGCUCCUGCUGACCUGUCGCGCUUUGAGUUCGACGAGUGUGAGGCGGCCGUGAUGCUGGUGUCGUUGGGCAGCUCUCGCUCUGCCCCAUCAACGCCUCACCAGUCAUCCAACGCACGGCCGUUCGCAGCCGCCACCUGA